Messenger RNA from Mucor mucedo, 978 nucleotides. RefSeq lists its product as uncharacterized. Lineage: Eukaryota; Fungi; Mucoromycota; Mucoromycetes; Mucorales; Mucoraceae. The transcript has 4 exons. The coding region runs from base 1 to 978 and encodes 325 amino acids. The record is from RefSeq and is a predicted model, not a curated record.
AUGUCUACCAUCGCUAUUGCUCGCAAUCCCGCUUACGAUCUUCUUCUUUUAGAGAAAGAUAGACGUAGAGAAGAAGAACUUAACCGUCUUACUAGAUUCAGAAGAUUUGAUCAGACAAUUACUUUGGACGAUAUCAAGGCUGCUUUAGGUAAACGCCACGACGAAGGCCUCCCCGUACCUGAUCGUCCCCGUGCCAUCAACAGGUUCAACGUCUUCUGCCAACAAGAAAAGGAGAAGUCUAUUGAAAAAGAAACUCUUGUCCAACUUGCUUCUUUUGACGAAGAUACUGGUAUUGGUGAAAUUGCGGGUGAGCAAACCGUUGCCAGUGGUUUGACAACUCAAAUUUUGGCAGCAAAGUACCGAAAUUUGACGGAAAUCGAAGCUGAGACGCUUGACGCCAAGGUUGUGUCGUUGAGCAACAUCAGGAGAAUGGAAUCUCGUGUGAAUUCAGGGUUGACAGUACGUGAAAGUUUGGCAAUCUUUAGGAUAUACAUCGAUACCUUAAACUCGUUGUAUGGAUAUGAAGUUGCCUGUGUUUUUGGUCGAGCAAAAUCAUGGAGAAUCCUUUCUGUUGGAGAGAACGUGGGGUCCAUGGACUUGGAACGAUGGAAAAAAGAAGCUUAUCUGCAUGUGAACCCUAAACCCUUUGAAAAAGUUCCUGUUCAUCCUUCGGUGAUGAUCUUUAAUCAAAGGGUUUCUCAGGCCAAGGAAGCCAUCAGGAACUCAAUCAACGAACAAUGCCAAACUACGCGGGACACAGUACCCUGGAAGCAUAUGGUGAAGAUUGAGGACCUGAGGGGUAAGGUUCUUACCGGAAAUAACGUUAUCGUUGAAAACUGGCCGUUGGACAACUGUGACCAUAAGAGUUUCAUGAAGCGAGCUAAUUUUGUGAAGGUUGAGGCAAACUUGUCUCAACUUAAGUUUAAAUUGCCUCGUCAUUACGACAAGGAACUUGAUAUGGACAUUGACAGUUCCUAA